AUGGGAACAAAGUUUGCAGCGUAUACUUUAAAAUUAACCAAUUUAAAUGAAUAUUAUCAAAGGCUUCUUCACGGUAGUCAACCGCUUCCAUCUGGUACUGACAUGGCCAAUACCGUAAAGCACUUGUCGCAAACUUUGUUAUCUGUAUUGAAAGAAGCCAGAGAAGCACCAUUGGAAAUGAUCAAGUCGCAAAAAUUUGAUUCUGAACGCAUGGCUCUUUAUCCUAAUUUGGAUUACAAACAAUUGUAUAAUGCUUUGACUCAGUUGAUGGAUGUUAUUCCUUUGAUCCAUAUUGGUUUACAAGCCUUUGGACAAGCUUUGUUACAAUGUCUGGCUUGCCUUUUACCAUUUCUUGAACAUGAUCUGAUCGAUAAUAUGCCAUAUUUAGCGGCAAGUUCUAUCUCUGUUUUACCGAUGGAACUUCAUCAAGAUAUCGUUAAUUAUUUAUGUUUUUAUAUUCUACCAUUUACAAUAACAAGAAAAACCGAAGAUGGUAAUGAAAAUUCUUCCAGUCAAUCCAUUGCGGCAGUGAUAAUGAUGAUUUUUCAAUACUCUAAUAAUCCAGCACAUCACUGUCAAUUACUGGAAUGUUUAAUGACGUUAAAGCCAGGAGUAGUUAAGGAUAUAUUGUGCGUGAUCGCUUAUGGCACCGCACCAGCAAGAGCAUCCGCUGCAAAAUUAUUAUUUUACUAUUGGCCUUCGUUCAAUCCAAAUUUAUUUGAUCGUCGAGCGGUUUUAGUUAAAUUCGCAAAUGAUCUUUCUCCUUUCGUAUGUCAGAGAGAUUCUUGUCCAAACGCUGGCAAUGCCGAAGCAGGAAAGGUUUGUUACGACCAUAGAAUUUCGAUUACUUUCGCUACCGAAUCACCACCACCUCUUUAUCUUUGUAUCGAAUGUGCUAACGAGAUUCAUCGUGAACAUCCAAAUCAAAUGUUUUACGACAUCUUACAUCCGAUGCAACAGGUGUCAAUGGUUUGUGAAAACAAGAAUUGUAGAGCAUCGGACAAAUCGGCGAUCAGCGUUUGCUUUUCAACGGAAUGUGCAAGUUAUAAUGGAAAUCAUCCAAUUCGUUAUUGUCAGCAAUGUCACAAUAUUCGGCACAAUAAUCGUCGUGGUGGUGAUCACAUUUAUCACAUGGCUCUGCCACAUAUCUCACAACUCGACGCUCAAACCCGAACUUAUUUGGUUCAAGCUAUCGUCAGCCUGCUCAAGGAAGCUGAACCGCUAAGUAUGGAUAGUAACCGCGACAUCUCAGAAAUAAGUACUAAUAAGGGCAGCACAGGAUUCCCAGGAAGCAGUGGCGGUGGUGGUGGCAGUAGCGGCAUUAGCGGAGGUGGUUCUGGAGGUGGUAGCGGUGGCGGUCUUGGAAGUAGUAACUUCUCUGCAGCUGGUGGAUCGGGUCAAUGCGAUCCUACAACACUCGAGGAGAGACAACUUUUAGGAAGAUAUGGCGUUUGGCUACUCGUGGGACUUUGUACCCCGAACCAGGAUACUCCGAUCGAAAUACUCGGGCGUUUAUUGUCAAUGCUAUUUCAUUGGUUUCAUGUCACUGCCUACUCUUUCGAUGGUACUAAAAAAAGCCUUAUGCACCUUAUCUUUUCUGUUGGCCAAGCUGAAAGUGCGCUUGAAAAACUAAAAACCGAGUAUGUCUGUGGUUGGCUAUCUAAAGUUAUGAAAACCCAUUACGAUGUCUUCAUUUCCUGCCUUUUACCACAUCCAGCUGAUUACGUUAGAGUCGGAGGUCAUUGGGAGACUUUGGCCUCGAGAACGUCACAUUUGAAAGAUGGUUUAAAUCGGCUUUUUUGCUUAGUUCCUUACGAGGUAAUCACAACCGACGUAUGGGAUUACGUAAUGCCACAUUGGAUGGAAGCUAUGGUUAAUGACGUACCGGAACAUGAACUUCACGAAUUAAAAAUGAUUCUUUGUAAAAUUUUGGAUCCGGACAUGAGUCCAUUAGGUUUUGAUGCAAAAAAGAUGUAUAAUUUCGUAGCGAAAAGAUUCAUCAAUACCAGCCCAAAAGUGCAAGAACAAGCGCUUAAUUGGCUUCAGACUUUGACGAUGUUAGAAAUUAUGAUUCCGCUGUGUCAAUUGUUCUCAAUGUUCAGUGAUGGAGUCGCGGUAAUGGGUAAAAUGAACACGACAGAAUCCGAAGAAAAACCUAAUAAAGCUAUGAAAACUACUGAAGGUGACAAUACGAUAUUCGUAGAAAAUGAAUCAGGCAAAUCAACACCCCUUUCUGAUGAUGCUAUUCCUACCCCAAGACAUAUGGAAUUUAAUACCAACGCAGAAUUAAACUUAUCUUGUUGCAUUCUUAUGCUCGAUAUUCUAUUAAAGCAGAUGGAACUACAAGACGUUGAUAAACACACUGGUAUCAACUCCUCGGUCUGUAAAAACGCGUGUCAUCUUAUGAAAUCAAUAGUAGCAUCGAACUGGAACAAUUGUCAUAUCUGUAACUCUAAAAACGAAUGCAGUUAUUGCGAGUCAAGGGUAAUAUGGCAUCAACUGUGUUUACAAUUGGUCACUUACAUGGCUCCAGAAAAUCCGGCUUAUCCACCAGACACGGUAGUUGAUGAAACAGUGGAAGAUCACGGUCGUAAGGGUUCACCAGAAUCUACUAGGAAAAGCGAUUCGAAGCCAGAUGUUGUCAUUAAUAUGCCAGUUCCAGAAUUACACUCCGUUGGCGGUGUCCUUGUUCAUAUGCCUCACUUCUUCGAACAGAUCAUGACAGCCACAGUAGAAACAGUUUCGGAGCAGUUGGAUCUUGCAGCUAUCAUGCCAGCUGAAAAGGUCAUGUCUGCCGUAGCACGAGCUGUUACCCUUUCGGAUACUGAUGUUGCUACGGCAACGGUUAGCGUAGCGAAACCACAUCUCAUAGGAGAAAACGAUCAACCUUUGAACUGUAGUCCGGAAAAUGAGCUCGACGAUUUUUGGCAAACCUCUGUUGGAAAGUUUCGAUUUUCCAUCGAUGAAUUACCCGAACAGUUGCAAUAUAUACAUAAACUUCUUAAGGAGAUUCAAACUAUCGACAAAGCCGACAUUUUGUAUUACAUGUUGCAAUGUUUAAAUGUUAUGUGUUUGUAUGGGGAUGCAUUUAAUACGGCGGUUAAGGAUCAUCAAGGCUUCUUCAUUUGGUGUCAAGAAAAUUUAUUGAUAAGAAAUUUGUGGGAACUCUUGAAUGCUGAAUAUUCUCACAUAGCUGAAGUAACUGUACCUUUGUUGUUGCAUUGUGUGACACUACCAUGUGGAACCGAUACAUUUUGUCGCUUGAUCAAAGAAGAAUUUCACAAUUCUGAUUGGCGUAUUAGAUUUUUAGCAGUGGAAAGAAUAACACUGAUCGCUAGAUUUAUGGAUUCGACGCCAUUACGAAACGUUUUAAGUCUACAAGCUGCAUUAGCAAUUGCUUUUUGUUAUUUAAUCACCAGUAUGGACGAUAGCAACGUCUAUGUUGCACAAAGAGCUACUCUUUAUCUUGGUACAAUUCAUGAUACUGCCGUACGUUCUUUAAUUCUUUGUUUGGAAACUCAAUUCGACUUAGUAAUCGAAGAUCGGCCAAUGGUAUUACAAUCGCUGUAUCAACUUCACAAUUGUUUAAGUGAUCGCCGUAUUUUAACUUGGGAAUUUUUUCUCAAUCGUUUUGACGCAGUAUUUCUUGAAGCUCAAAUCAAUUUAGAGAAAUCUGGAGACAUAGUUUAUCUACGUGAUCUCAGAAAUACCGAUUUAAAUAGCGAGGUCUUCAUAAAGAAAUUACACAGAGCUCACGAAGCGCUUUCUCAAUCCGAUGGAAGUGGAACGAGUUCCGUAAAAACUCUGAGCGCGAAUUUCGGAACAAAGUGGCCAUAUAAACGAACUAUGUCAGCACCCGCAUCGAUGAUCCCCAGGCAGGAUACUAAACAAGAAAAGGAAAAGGUCUAUAGUCGACAAUAUUCCGCACCUAUUUUGAAGCGCAAGAGCUCCAGAUUUGGACUGGGUCAGUUGCUGGGGCCCACCCCACCUAAUAACAGUAUUUCAGAUGGCCAUGUACAUUCAUUGAAUAUGGUCGACGAAGGUGGUACUUUACCAAGUUAUACGCAUAAAAUUGUUGAUUUUGAAGAAGCUGAUAAAGAAACCAUUCACCUAUUAGUUUUUCUUUUAAUGCAAUUUCUUUCUAGGCAAGAUCAAGCAUAUCCGACAGAUGAAAAACCAUUAUCGAAGACGCAGGGAAUAGUUUUACGACAUUUGUAUCUUUUGUUGGGAUAUAAUCAAACAGAACGAACAUUUCACAUUUCUCCACAACGAUUAAGACUUUCUCCAGUAUUCAAUGUCUUCGUGGCUAAUUUACCACAAUUAUUAGACCAGAAUCAUGUAAUGGGUUGGGUAAUGACACCACCAGUUUUGGCUAUAUUACAACAUUGUCCUUGUCCACCACAAGGUGUUCCUCCGACGGAUCAUCAACAACCUACAUAUAGUCUUUGGUAUUUAGAACCACAUAUUAGACGAUCUUGGUUGAUGUCUCUUCUUGUAAUAUUAUAUAAGUGUCAAUACAGUCAACAACCGUGGUGUAAUCAAUUACAAGCUUUGAUAAAAAUAGUGUUGAAUACACUCGAUGCACAGCAUCAUCAAUGUAAGAGAAUACCAGCUACAGUGGUAAUGGGUGGGCCCCCUUCUAGAUCACGUGAUGUAUCGCAACCAUCUCUUGGAGUAGAUCAUGAUUUGACGGCUAGUGCAAUGGGUGAAUUUGAUAGUGAAAGUCCACCGAUGCGUACACCAUUGAUAUCGGUACAUCAACGUAGUCCAGGUGCCAUUCACAGUCAAUCUCUCGCAAUGGAAACUCAUUGGGAAGAGAGUGGUCCACCUUGUCGCUAUACAAACAAACACUCAAGCUGUUCGAUCAAUGCGGAUGAUACGGAGUCCGAGCUGGCUGCAAUACCAGAGAGUCCAAAAUCUGACAGCACCUUGCAUGGUAGUAGCGGAGGAUCUCUUGGUGAACUGGAGGAAAGUACAGCCGUUGUCACUCGAAGUGCCUCUAUACAUGGUGCCAGAACAUCUACAACCGGUGACAUAAUCGGAAAAAUCGAAGUUAAUCAUUCGAAUCGAUUGAAAUCCGGAAUACCAGCAGCAAGACCAACUUGGUUUUUAGGAAACGAGGAUGAUACGCAUCAAGCUAACAAAUUUGGAACUCAGAAAAAGUGGAGCGUUCACGAAGGUGUCAAAAUGAUGGUAACAAGUACUUUUCUAGGUGGACAACAUGAAUCCUCUAAACAACCAUCAAUGUCAAAAGUAGCGAUAACAGAAGAUAAAGGUCAAUUACACUUUAACGGAGAUAAUACAUCUGCAAGGCCAUUUGGAUUGUCUAGUGCUUUUGCUGUAGCUACAAGUAUAUCUCAUAUUCAAAGAUACGAACCGCCAACAGAAAAAACACUUCCUUCUGUACCAAAAAUGACAGAUUCACCAAACUCCAAACAAUUAGGUCGACAAAAACACGUGGAACAGCCAACAACUAUAGUAUCGCCAGUUUCUCCAUGUCAAGCUAUUACAGUUACUAGCAGUGAUCAAUCUAGCUCACCUGCGAUGAGUUCUAUAUCCUCUCAAAUUACAAGUACAGAGAAUGGACAACAUGCCAGUUGGUUGGGAAGCCCACAAUUUCCGAUGACAACACCGACGAUUGAGCGAUUAUUACCAAUUGGUACAACAACUCGACUAACAGCUUCAAGAGCUCCCCAGCGUGUAUUGCGAUGCGAGGAUGCAUAUGGAUCUCCGGAAUCACCCCUUUCUAAAAUGGAUGUCUUGACAGUCAGUUCAUCAUUUGAACAAGACAGUGAAACUUGUAUGUCUAGCGAUGUUACCAGUCCACGAAGUAUUUCUCAGCUUGAGUUUCCCAUGCCUGAAAGACUUUUACCUGUUGGUCCACAGAGAGACAUAUCCCGCCUUGCCGAACGUGUUCGACAAGCACUUGGUGUACCUGAUAUCGAUGAUACUAAUAGAAAAAAUAACGAUGUCAAGGACGAAGCAAUAUCUUCCUUAAAGCAAGACAGCAUUACAUCAGAAAACAUGUCUACCUCACUUAUGCCAACAUCAAAUGAAAUACAUUCGAGUAGAUCAGCAAGUCCUAGAAAAUUAAUCAAGCAAGUAGCUUUAGAAUCACCUCCUCCAGCAGUCGAGGGAACAGAUUUUAAUUCACGAAUAUUCGAACACGAAAAAAAAACUAAAUCAAAAGAUCAGAUACGCAUACAAAGAGAUAAGGGUCGGAAAGUAGGAACAACAGCUCCAGAUGUAGCGUUUACAAGACAUAUGAAUUCAUGGUCUGGACCACAAAUACAAUCAAAUUUAGAUUAUGUAUCUCAACAAGCAUAUCAUGCAAAUUUUAAUUUAAAACAAAGUUUAUUUCGCAUUGGUGAUGACUGUGUGUAUGAUAGAUGCUCUGAUUGUGGAACUAUAAAAGAAGAAUACUCUGAUGAAGAACUUGGUCUUUGUAUCAUUAUUUUAGGAACAUUCAUACACCGUGAACCAUCUUUAGCUGCACCUCUUCUACCAGAAAUUCUUAGCGUAGUAACAAAAGUGGCAUUACAUGCAAUGUAUCCGUGGCAGAGCGAAACUAACAUGCAUCUACCUGGUGGUGCGAUUAGUGUGGCUCAUCAAUUUCUAAGAUGUGUCCUUCAUCAACUAGCGCCUAAUGGAAUAUUCAUGCAAAUGUUCCAAACACAUCUUAAUGAAUCUACACGAAUGCAGUUCUUCAAAAGUGUUGCACAAGCUUUAGUCGAUUUUAAUGAAUUGAAUCCAAUAGCACCUUUACAGUUAUUGUUAGAGACUCUAAAUGCAAAAAAGUCUCUACCAGUAGAACGUUUACCAGUAAUACUUCACAACAUAGCUUGUUAUUUGGAUUGCUUACCAUUGGAAGCAGGUUUAGGUCCUGGGGCAGCAACAUGGAGUGGAUUAUUAGCACAAUUCGAUGGAUUAUUUCGUAGGCUUGUAUUAAUGCUCUCAUCUAUUGAGGACUCUUUGCCAUUAUUACGAAUUAUGAUUUCUGUAUUAAAAGUUCCAGGCAUACAACAAUCAAAAGGGUUGUUGGAUCCAUUUUCAAAAGUAUUAAGCUAUGCUAUACAAAAUUCUACAUUGAAGUACAGUUAUUUGAUAGAUUUGUGCUAUCUUUGUCAUAGAGGAUUUACCCGCGAUAGAGAUAAACAUUUCUUGGGCAGAACUAUAGUGUUUGAAUUAAUUCAAGUUAUAAAAUUUAAAACGACGAUACCAGAUUCCAAUUUAUUACUAUUACUUCACUUUGUACUUCAGGACGUAGGAGGUGCUUUACCUAAUACUGUUGCUAUGGAACAAAUUCAAAAUGAUGUUUCUUCAAUUUAUAACACUAAUGCGUCGGAUUCGUUAAGAAGUCAAUUAUUCGAAGUUCUUGACUUUUUAGCAGAUUUUCAUACCCUCAGUAAGAUCAAGAGUUACAAUAAAGGAUUACAAGUUGGUUUAAAUGAAGAUACGUUAGGUGGAAUGCUGAAAUGCGGUUUAGCACAAUAUGUUGCAAUAGAAAUUACCAAAGGAAAUAAUAGAGAAAACAGAGCUGUAGGACGAUAUUUAUCAUGGCUUUCUAGUGCACCAUCUAUGAUACAGCAAGGGGCUCGUGAGUAUGUAGAUUGUAUUGGACAUAUCAGAUUAUUAUCAUGGUUGUUAUUAGGCUCUCUUACGCAUUCAGCAAUGUUUGCUGGUAAUAGUAACACUCACAGUCAUGGAUCUCCAAUUUCAUCUGUACAACCAAUACCACAGGAAAUGUCUUGUCAUGUAGCAGAUCAUAUACAAGUAAUUUUUUCAGCAUUUCCUGAACAAUCCAAAGCAUCUGUGCUUCAUAUGUCAUCUUUAUUUCAUGCAUUUAUUCUUUGUCAGUUAUGGACAAUGUAUCUGGAAGAGCUAUCGAAAAAUAAUCCAUCAAACAGUGAGAGUCAAAAUGUUACUAUGAAUACCCUCCUAGAAUUUUGGGGAAAAAUUACACCAUGUAUUCUUCAAUUAGUCUCUUGUUCAAAAAUUCUUGCAGAAAUGGUAAAUCUACAUUUUCUGAGUCUUUUGGAAGCUCUUUUAGAAUGUGGUUCCAUUGUAUUAAGUAAACUAUUACCUCUUUGGAGUCCCAUUUUAUUUUCUCAUCAUACAAAGUUACCAGGGCAUUUACAAGUACGAUUACAAAACUGUCGUGAUUUUCCACCAACUAGAAUGUCUGAACAUUUUGUUUCAAUUAGACGAGAAUCAAACGCGAUACUUUUACGAUGGUUACACCGACUACAGUUUAAGAUGGGUCAAAUAGAAAUGCAAUCUUCAACAGCAACACAAUUUUACUCUAUCUAAAAAAUUGAUAUAUAACAAAUAAAAUAAAAUUAAAUAAUGGUAAUAUAUAACGGCCAAAGAUAAUAAUGUUAUCAUUAUGAAAAUUAUAAUAAUAUAUAAAUUGUUAUAAAA
Molecule: messenger RNA, 8421 nt
Organism: Vespa crabro (European hornet)
Lineage: Eukaryota; Metazoa; Arthropoda; Insecta; Hymenoptera; Vespidae
Gene: unc79
Product: protein unc-79 homolog
Exons: 47
Coding region: 1-8310 (2769 amino acids)
Molecular function (GO): protein binding
Source: RefSeq, a predicted model, not a curated record